CCAGUUGGUAAGUCUGAUUCCAUAGCACCGUAUUGUUUGUGAAUAAAUAAUAAAAUUCUAAAAAGUUACACUUUUGAAUAGUUGUGUAAAAGAUAGAAAUGAAAAAUUUUUCCAACAUCAGAAAUAGGAAGAAACCAGAUUAUUUUAAUAUAAGAUUUAAUGUAUCAUAAUCAAGAAAUGGAAUACAAUUGCAAAGUAAAUUGCAAUGAAGCAUUGGAAGAGAUCGACCAGAAUAUUGUCAAAAUUGAGUUGAAAUGUGAACAAAAUUUUGACACUGUAGCAGUUAAUUUAUCUCCUUCAAUAGAGGAAUAUAUGGUUUUGCCGAAACGUAGAGGUAGACGUAGAAAGACAUCAUUAGAACUCAUCAAAUUGCAGUCUUCAAAGUUAAAUUACUCUACUGCAGACUUAAAAUCAGGAUUGUGGAAGGAUCGCUUCCGCCCAAUACGACCAAAACUUUCACCAUCAAAAUCUUUAUCAUUUGGUGCCUCACCAUUAAAACAUAAGUCAUUUGGAAUGUCAUCUCCGUCGAAUAUGCCCAUCUUAACACUAAAUGUGAGUGAGCCAAGUAAGGAUAAAACUUUGGAUAGUCCCAGUAAAACAAAUCAUUGCAUCAAAAUAAACAAUGUUGAUACCAGAGGUAUUAUAUCAACAAUUAAGGAAUGCAAAAUUAACAAAAAUGCAAGUUUGAAUACUAUGGCCAGCAGUAAAGAUUUGCAUAAUAUUAAGAUAACAUCUAUAUCUCAUAAAAAUAGUAUCGAAUUAUUUUUUGCAAGUAUGGCGCAGACUGUGUUAAAUUUACCUAGGGAAGUACAAGCAGAUAUUAAAAUGCAGAUCUGUAAGAUUGUUACUAUGGCAGAGAUAAAGUAUUCUGGAUUACAGAUCAAAAGUUGAUUAAACUUUGAAAACUGAUAAUCUAUUGUUAUCUAUCAAGUUGGAAUUUGUGCAGAUUUUUAUUAUAUACGUCAGAUUUUAUGAAAAAAUAAUUGAAUAUAUAAUUUGAAAUUGAUAUAAUAUAUAUGAACAAUUGGUAUGAUGAUAUAUAUAUAUAUACACAUACACACACACAUACACACACACACACACACAAAGCGAAGUUAAUAAGGAAAAAGGAAGAGAAUAUUUAUGAAUAUUCAUGAAUAGAAAGAAUAUUCGCUAAAUUAAAUUGAAUUAUAUCUUUAUAUAUGUGUAUUGAUUCUGUAUGUGCUCUUAUAUUUUUAGAUCAUAAUUUCAAUUUACAUUAUGUGUUAUACAUUGAUAUUAAAAGUGUAGCAAGCAAUUUGUAUCGAAAAAAAGCGGCAAAAAAUAUAGAUUUUAUUAUAUUUAUACACGUAAUCAACAAAAAUUAUAUUAGGUCAUACAAUUUUCUAUGACACUCCGAUAAAUUUUUGAAAAUACAAUUAAGAAAUAUGUUCAUAAAUAAAAAUAUGUUUAUAAAAGUUUAUGUUUAUAAAAGUAUAUAGUUUUGUAAAAAGGUACUAUCGCAUAAUUAAAUGCGUAGUAUAACAUUGUAAACAAAUGUUGAUAUAUAUUGUAAAGAAAUUAAUUUGUUAGAAAUUAUUUGCAUGCACAAAUAUCAUAAUUAUCUCUUUGAAAACUUGUAUUGAUGUUAAUUAAUUCUUACUGCAUUAAAUAGUGUAAAGAUACAUGUAUAAUAUUAAAUGCAAAAGGAAAAUAAUAAAUAUAUUUAAGAUUUUUAAUAUAAAUUAAUCUUUUGCAAUCCUAUAAAAAUACAUGGUAAUGAAAAUACCAGAAAUAUAGCUAUAAAAUAAAAAAGAACUCAAUGUAUAUGAUCCUCUAAAAAGACAAAUUGAUUUACUUUAAUUUUCGUAAAUUUAAUUUUAGUACCAGUGCGCAUGAUUAAAAUGUCUGAUACUAAAAUAUAGUGCAGAAUUGAUCAGUUCAGCUUUUAGGACUCAUAUAUGUUUUGAAAAAAAUUAUGAGUCUACAUUUAUACUUAAAGCAGUAUAAAUAUCAAAAUAAAAAAAACAAUGCCACUGCUCACAGCCACGAAUUUGCUUUUACUUUUAGUAAAGAAAAGAAAUAUGUUCUAACAUAUCAAUAGUUAUAUACUGUGGAAUUUUACAUUGUAUAUAUAAGAAAAGCUUUAAAAUAAAUAACAUUAAUUGCUUCCUCAUAAAAUUAAAUUAUAGGAUAUAUAAAGAAUAAACUAAGAUGAUUUAUGUCUCUUAAAAAAAGUACUAAAAUUAUUUUUAAUUGUUAUCUUAUUUAAGUCACAAACACGUUGGAUGAGUACAACUACGUUCAUGUUAUAUAAACAAAUAUAAAUUCGAUAAAAUAAUCAAUGCUGUUUUUUUUUUUCGUUCGAUAUAAAAUCACUGAAAAAUUAUUUAUUAUAACAUAAUGCAUUAAAAAUGGCAAUUGUGCAUUAAACUGUUAACAUAUUAUUGAUUUCAACCGAGUUUAGGUUGCGCAUUUUUUUUUUCAUGUUUAUUACAGAUAUAUUGUGACAAGUGCAUUGAAGCUAACAUAUUUAUGUAUAAUGCACAUAUUACAAACUAUCAAUCCCAUACAUAAUGACAAUUAUCUAAAUGAUUCGUGCACAUACAAUACAUUAUAUAUAAUUGCAGUGUACUAUUAAUAUCUAUUGAAGUAUAAAAGCGUGACGCCAUA
Messenger RNA from Cataglyphis hispanica, 2631 nucleotides. RefSeq lists its product as uncharacterized. The record is from RefSeq and is a predicted model, not a curated record. The coding region runs from base 160 to 891 and encodes 243 amino acids. The transcript is spliced from 2 exons. NCBI's taxonomy places the organism in Eukaryota, Metazoa, Arthropoda, Insecta, Hymenoptera, Formicidae.